Molecule: messenger RNA, 453 nt
Organism: Acanthosepion pharaonis
Lineage: Eukaryota; Metazoa; Mollusca; Cephalopoda; Sepiida; Sepiidae
Source: the annotation of a GenBank genome assembly
AUGAUGGUCAGUGACAUGAUAGCUGAACUCUCUCUCUCUCUUUUCUUACUCUUCACUGCUCUCUCUCUCUCUCUCUUUUCUUACUCUUCACUGCUCUCUCUCUCUCUCUUUUCUGACUCUUCACUGCUCUCUCUCUCUCUCUUUCCUGACUCUUCACUGCUCUCUCUCUUUUUUCUUACUCUUCACUGCUCUCUCUCUUUUUUCUUACUCUUAACUGCUCUCUCUUUUUUCUUACUCUUCACUGCUGUCUCUCUCUUUCUCUCUUUCCUUACUCUUCACUGCUGUCUCUUUCUUUCUCUCUUUCCUUACUCUUCACUGCUGUCUCUUUCUUUCUCUCUUUCCUUACUCUUCACUGCUGUCUCUCUCUUUCUCUCUUUCCUUACUCUUCACUGCUCUCUUUUGGAAGCUAUUUUACAAAAUAGUUCUAGUUUAAUAAAAGCCAUGAAUGGCUGA